Molecule: messenger RNA, 387 nt
Organism: Miscanthus lutarioriparius
Lineage: Eukaryota; Viridiplantae; Streptophyta; Magnoliopsida; Poales; Poaceae
Source: the annotation of a GenBank genome assembly
AUGGCGGCACAAGUGGAGCAGCAGACGGGGAGAGAGCAGCACGGCGAGCACAGCAACACGACAGUGGCCUACGACGCCUUCCCCGCCGACCUCUUCGACUGGCUCGGCGCCACCUUCGGCUUCCAACUCGACAACGUCCGCAACCAGCGGGAGCACCUCGUGCUCCACCUCGCCAACGUGCAGCUCCACACGGGCGGCGCCCUCCCCGCCGACGUGCUGCACCACUCCGUCGCGUGGGACAUCCGGAGGAAGCUCCUCAAGACCUGGUGGCUGGUGCUCCUACCUCCGCAAGAGGCCGCACGUCCAUGUGCCGCCAAGCAGCGGACGUCGUGUCGCGCAGGGGGUCGGACCACGCGCCGCGACACCGCUCUGUACCUCCUCAUCUAG